GGGGAGGCGUACAUAAACCUCGACGCAGGAGGCGGGGCUGCUCAGUCCUCGAGGCGUCGGUGCUCUGUAGUGUUGGAACCUUGUUGCUUGUCGGCCUGUGCGCGCGUGCGCGGACAUGGCCUCAAACGACUAUACCCAACAAGCAACCCAAAGCUAUGGGGCCUACCCAACUCAGCCUGGGCAGGGCUACUCCCAGCAGAGCAGUCAACCCUACGGGCAACAGAGUUACAGUGGCUACGGCCAGUCUGCGGACACUUCGGGCUAUGGCCAGAGCAGCUACGGUAGUUCUUAUGGACAGACCCAGAACACAGGCUACAGCACACAGUCAGCUCCCCAGGGGUAUGGCUCAGCUGGUGGCUAUGGCAGUGGCCAGAGUUCUCAGUCGUCUUACGGGCAACAGUCCUCGUACCCUGGCUAUGGCCAGCAGCCAGCUCCUAGCAGCACCUCAGGAAGUUACGGUAGCAGUUCUCAAAGCAGCGGCUAUGGGCAGCCCCCGAGUGGAGGCUACGGCCAGCAGUCUGGCUAUGGUGGGCAGCAGCAGAGCUACGGACAGCAGCAGAGCUAUAACCCGCCCCAGGGCUACGGGCAGCAGAACCAGUACAACAGUAGCGGCGGCGGCGGAGGCGGCGGCGGAGGUAGCUAUGGCCAAGAUCAGCCCUCCAUGAGCAGUGGUGGUGGCGGCGGUGGUUAUGGCAACCAGGACCAGAGUGGCGGCUACGGGGGAGGCCAGCAGGACCGUGGGGGCCGUGGCCGGGGUGGUGGCGGUGGUUACAACCGCAGCAGUGGCGGCUACGAACCCAGAGGUCGUGGAGGUGGCCGUGGAGGCAGAGGCGGCAUGGGCGGAAGUGACCGUGGUGGCUUCAAUAAAUUUGGUGGCCCUCGGGACCAAGGAUCACGUCAUGACUCUGAACAGGAUAAUUCAGACAACAACACCAUCUUCGUGCAAGGGCUGGGCGAGAAUGUUACAAUUGAGUCUGUAGCUGAUUACUUCAAGCAGAUUGGUAUCAUUAAGACAAAUAAGAAAACAGGACAGCCCAUGAUUAAUCUGUACACAGACAGGGAAACAGGCAAGCUGAAGGGAGAGGCCACGGUAUCAUUUGAUGACCCACCUUCCGCCAAAGCAGCUAUUGACUGGUUUGAUGGUAAAGAAUUCUCUGGGAAUCCUAUCAAGGUCUCAUUUGCUACGCGGCGAGCAGACUUCAAUCGGGGUGGUGGCAAUGGUCGUGGAGGCCGAGGGCGAGGAGGACCUAUGGGCCGUGGAGGCUAUGGAGGUGGUGGCAGCGGCGGCGGUGGCCGAGGAGGAUUCCCCAGUGGCGGUGGCGGUGGAGGAGGGCAGCAGCGAGCAGGGGACUGGAAGUGUCCUAAUCCUACUUGUGAGAACAUGAACUUCUCUUGGAGGAAUGAAUGUAACCAGUGUAAGGCCCCUAAACCAGAUGGCCCAGGAGGGGGACCAGGAGGCUCUCAUAUGGGGGGUAACUACGGAGAUGAUCGUCGUGGUGGCAGAGGAGGCUAUGAUCGGGGUGGCUACCGAGGCCGAGGAGGGGACCGUGGGGGCUUCCGAGGGGGCCGGGGUGGUGGGGACAGAGGUGGUUUCGGCCCUGGCAAGAUGGACUCCAGGGGUGAGCACAGACAGGAUCGCAGGGAGAGGCCGUACUAGCCUGGCUCCUGAGGCCUUGGAUCAGCUUUCUUCCUGUACCCAGUGUUACUACCCUCAUUAUUUUGUAACCUUCCACCUCCUGAUCACCCACGGGUUUUUUGUGUCGGACUAUGUAACUGUAACCAUACCUCUGGUUCCCAUUAAAAACCAUCAUUUUAGUUAAA
Molecule: messenger RNA, 1821 nt
Organism: Bubalus bubalis (water buffalo)
Lineage: Eukaryota; Metazoa; Chordata; Mammalia; Artiodactyla; Bovidae
Gene: FUS
Product: FUS RNA binding protein
Exons: 15
Coding region: 116-1657 (513 amino acids)
Biological process (GO): regulation of DNA-templated transcription
Cellular component (GO): nucleus
Molecular function (GO): transcription coregulator activity; RNA binding
Source: RefSeq, a predicted model, not a curated record